Molecule: messenger RNA, 1263 nt
Organism: Vicia faba (fava bean)
Lineage: Eukaryota; Viridiplantae; Streptophyta; Magnoliopsida; Fabales; Fabaceae
Source: the annotation of a GenBank genome assembly
AUGGCGCUCCUUCUCCGUCUCAAAACAACAAGACUCAAAACCCACACUCUCACCAACUCUCCUUCACUCCACCACCUCUUCUCCACCUCCAAUGCCGGAGGCGACGGUGGCGAUGGUGGCAACCAUGGAAACCGACCUUCUUCCGACGCCUUCGCCGCUUUACGCGAUCUUAGAAGCACGCUCAAACGACAACCAUCCUCGAACAAUCCUUCCCCUCUCUCUUCCCUCAAUUCGCAACAGAGCGAAUCCAUCAUGAGCAAAAUCCAGAGUUUCCGAAGCCCGACCGAAGAUCCAUCUACGCAGAAGAAGCAAAUCUCGUUUCAGGAAAUGUACAUCAACAUCAGGAACCGUUCCGGUGAUUCCGGAGAAAAUUCUGGUUCGGAACGCCGCGGCGGCGCUAUGCCUAUCGAAGUUAUUCGCGGAAGCUUAAUGCAGCUCAAAGGUACGAAUCCAACGCCGUCCCCGAGUUGGAGGCCUUCUCCGAGUUCCUCGUUCGGUGGGACUAGUACAAUGCCGGAUUUAAUUUUUGGAAAGGAGAUAAGGGAACGAUUAGCGAAGGGUAAUGAUGCUUCGGUGAGUUUGAAGAAUUUCGGGUCUGUUAGGCUGAUGAGGCCUGAUGAGCUGGGUGAGAAAUUGAAGAAAUUGAGACCUCCAGUGAAAGGAAAAGAAUGGUUUUCAAUUGCUGAAUUGAAUGAGAGGUUGAAGAAAGUGAUGAAGGAGAUGGAUGAAAUUAAAGCGAAUUCCAGUUCCAGUGAAAAAGGAGUAUAUAACAUUUUGAAAGAUUCUGUUAACCAUAUUAGAGCUAAAGACGCCGAGAAGCCAAAGAUUGCUUCACUGCAGAGAGUUAAUUUUUUGUCCGUGAUGGGCGGGACUCCAUCCUUCAUGACAAAGCCUCCUAAAGAGCAUCUUGUUGAAAAGUAUUUUCAUCCAGAUAACAUGUCCUCUGCCGAAAAGUUGAAAAUUGAACUCACAAAGGUUAGAGAUGAAUUUAAGAUGUCCGAGUCAGAUUGUGGCUCUGCUCGUGUUCAAGUUGCCACUCUCACAACCAAGAUUAAGCAUCUAUCAUCAGUUCUACACAAAAAGGAUGUGCAUUCUCGGAAAGGUCUGAUAGCAAUGGUACAGAAGAGGAAAAAGUUGCUGAAAUACCUCAGAAGAACCGACUGGGAUUCCUAUUGUUUUGUUAUCUCUAAGCUAGGUCUACGUGAUAAUCCAGAACAUACUUAUAAAGCCCGGACAGGUAAAUCGGGUGAUGUAGCCAAUUAA